This is a messenger RNA of Fopius arisanus, 962 nucleotides long. It is a transcript of the gene mRpS7, whose product is annotated as mitochondrial ribosomal protein S7. NCBI's taxonomy places the organism in Eukaryota, Metazoa, Arthropoda, Insecta, Hymenoptera, Braconidae. The record is from RefSeq and is a predicted model, not a curated record. Gene Ontology annotation, biological process: translation; ribosomal small subunit assembly. Gene Ontology annotation, cellular component: ribosome; mitochondrial small ribosomal subunit. Bases 208 to 909 code for a protein of 233 amino acids. The transcript has 5 exons. Gene Ontology annotation, molecular function: rRNA binding; structural constituent of ribosome; mRNA binding.
GACUCCCAUUGGCUGAAAGACAUAAUUAAAUGAGGGAGUAAUUUGAUUAUUGGGGGACAGGAUUUUAAAGGAAAUUGGAGUUAUUGCUUUGAUUUCGAGGGGUUGGAGUCAAUUGCGAAGAUUUUCUCGUCCUCGGGUAGUUAUUCUCGCGAAAAAUUGAGUGAUUUCUUUUCGUCCUUUUUGGCAUUUUGCUUUUGAGGUUGGAAAAUGGGUUCUGUGGGGCUUCAAUUUGCUGGAUUGCAAUCGCUUUUCAAACACAUCUCCUGCAGAAUGUUGGGGAUUGGAGGGAUUAGAACCUACAGUGUGUUCCAUCCCCAUCACAUCAAACCCACAUUUAGAAAAGAUGAACAAGAACGACUGGAACAAAGUGGAGAACUCGCAAAAAUUGCUCACAUGCCAAUUUUGCCCCCCAUGAAAGCAGAAACUUGUUCGGAAUUUUUCGAUCCUGUCGUGGACAAAUUCAUUAAUUAUGUUUUACGACGGGGGAAAAAAGAGCUCGCCAGAAGUCUCGUGGAGGAGACAUUCGAAAAAAUAAAACGAAUUCAGUUAGAGAGAUAUCACAAAGCAAAACCUGAAGAACGAGUAAAUAUUGUUCUGAAUCCCAAAGAAAUUCUUCAUACUGCUGUCAUUAAUUGCACCCCUGUUAUGGAGCUCAUGCCGAUGAAGAAAGGAGGAUCGACGUAUCGAGUGCCCAUACCAGUUCUGGAACGACGUCAAAGGUUUUUAUCAAUGAAUUGGAUAAUUCAAGCUGCCCAAGAUAAAGAGGGUUCCAUUCCUUUCUCAACACAAUUGGCUAAAGAACUCAUUGAUGCAGCACACAAUCAGGGACGUGUGGUGAAGAAAAAACAAGAUCUUCAUAAACAAUGCGAGGCAAAUCGUGCUUAUGCCCAUUUCAGAUGGUCUGGUUAAUACAAUCUCUGGAAAUUGUGGAUAUGAACUGUAAAUAAAUGAAAUCUUUUGAA